AUGGCCCCGCCAAAGCCGUCAGCCAAGGGAGCGAAGAAAGCCGCCAAGACCGUCACCAAGCCAAAGGACGGAAAGAAGAGAAGAGCCCACCGCAAGGAAUCGUACUCUGUCUACAUCUACCGUGUCCUCAAGCAGGUUCACCCAGACACUGGAGUCUCCUCGAAGGCUAUGUCCAUCAUGAACUCCUUCGUCAACGACGUCUUCGAACGUAUCGCUGCUGAGGCUUCUCGUCUUGCCCACUACAACAAACGCUCAACCAUCUCUUCCCGCGAAAUCCAAACGGCCGUCCGUUUGAUCCUUCCAGGAGAGUUGGCAAAGCACGCCGUUUCUGAGGGAACCAAGGCUGUGACCAAGUACACCUCCAGCAAAGAACAGUUCCAGCUCACAAGAAGACCGGUUCCUAGCUCUGCCGGUCGUCAUAUUUCUGUUUUCGCGAAUCAUUUCCAAAUCAGUUGCAAUGGAUCAAUCGUCUUCCAAUAUCACAUUUUAAUCAAUCCGGAUGUUCUAUCGAGAAAUUUGAACAGAAUAAUUGUGAAUACGUUGCUCGAACAAGCUCCAGAACUUCUGGAGUCAAAUUUGGUGUACGAUGGUUUAAGCACAGUUUACACUACUACUCCCAUCGACGUGGAAAGAACUAAUCAGAUGCUAAUCACUGUGAAAGGAAUCAAGUUUACAAAGGAUUCGCCUAAUCAGUUUAGCAUCUUCUUCACUUGUGUAGACCGUUUCUCUCUGGACACGAAAAUCUCAUAUAACAAGCACGAUACAUACGAAAAACUACGAAUGAUUCAUGCGAUCGACACGAUCUUACGACAAACUUCAUCCGCCCGCUUCCACACUGUUCUACAAUCAUUCUUCUCUAUUACGCCGCAUACGAAAAUCGGACCGUCACAUGGCCUCGGUUGGGGUACUGUUAAUCUAGGACUCGGCCGAGAAGUAUGUUACGGUUUCUAUCAGAACGUUGUCGAAACAUUUGACAAAUUGACUAUGAACAUCGAUGUUGCCACAACAACGUUUUACCGUCCAAUAGCACUCGCAGAGUUUCUCGCAGAAGUUCUCGAAGUUCCGCUAGCAACAGUCACUGAUGGACGAUCAUUGAGUGAGGUUCAGAUAAAGAAGUUCAAUCGCGAAAUUACUGGUUUGAAAGUCGAAACCAGACACUGUCACACACCGAGAAGAUUCCGAAUCGCAAGAUGUACUUGGAAGCCUAUGAAGUCUCUCAUGCUCAAUAUUGACAACGAUAAAGAAGCUUCUACGUCGAUUUCUAUGCUGGAUUAUUUCAAAACCCGAUAUAAUAUUGACUUGAAGUAUCCUCACCUUCCAUGUGUCGAAGCCGGACGUACUCGCGAGUGCAUCCUUCCGUUAGAACUCUGUUACAUUGUUAGUGGCCAAAGAUGCAUCAAGAAGCUCAACGAGCAGCAGAUCGCCAACCUCAUUCGAGCAACGAGCAGAAAUGCUACAGAACGGAAGAAUGCCGUUCUCAAUCUUCAUGAGCGAAUCGAAGUAGGGAAAGAUCAUUAUGCAUCUGAAUUUGGACUUCGAGUGCAAAAUCAAAUGAUGAAGUUAGAUGGUCGAAUUCUUCCAGCUCCACGUCUGAUUUACUGUUAUCCAAACUCGAAACGGCAAGAUUGUGUGACAACUCCAAAUAAUGGAACAUGGGAUAUGAGAGGAAAGAAUUUUUAUUCCGGAGUUGAGAUCAAAAAUUGGGCCGUGGUCUGUUUUGCUGAGCCAGCGAUCGUUCCUUCCAAUAAUCUACAAAUGUUCAUAGGCAGUCUAGAAAAGGUAGCCAGAGAAAUCGGAAUGCCGUUUGUCAACGAAUAUUGCUUCUUCAGAUAUGUCCCAGCUGAACAAGCGACCAACUCACUUGAGUUCCUCCAGGAGCAGUUUCCAGAUCUUCAACUCGUCAUAUGCAUUGUGUCUGGAAAAUCCACAGUCUAUGGAGACUUGAAACGAAAAGGAGAUCUUCUCGGAUUGACAACUCAAUGUAUUCGUACUAACAAUGUAGCACGAGUUUCACCUCACACUCUUUCUAAUCUCUGCAUGAAAAUCAAUUCGAAACUCGGAGGAGUCAACGUCGUUUUGUCAGCUCCUCCACCAUCAACAGCUACAACACCAACUCUUUUCAUUGGAUGUCAUUUAUCUCGGAAUUCCGUGGCGUCAUCAUCAGAAUCAUCUUCUUCUCUCAAUUAUUCUGACACUUCUAUCGCAUGUCUUGUUGGAUCAAUGGAUGGCCACCCAACACGCUUUGCUCCCAUUUUCCGUUUACAGCCACGGAACGCGAAUACAAUCAUAGAUAUGUCUGAAAUGAUGAAAGAAGCGAUUUUGAACUUUCGAAAAACGACUGGAUUCAAGCCACACAAAAUUGUGAUUUAUCGGUCUGGCGUUGAAGGAGACUCUAUCGACGAGAUUCUUCAAGCUGAGCUUCGAGCAAUCCGGGAUGCGUGCACAAUGAUUGAAUCAGGUUUUCAGCCAGGCAUCACAUUCAUUGCAUUGGAUGUUGCUCAUCAUACUAGAUUAUUUGCGGCCAAUGAAAGGGAUCAGAUUGGCCACAGCCGUAAUGUUCCAGCUGGCACACUAGUCGAAACUGGAAUAACUGUCAAUAACCACUUUGAGUUCUAUCUGGUUUCGCACGCAGGAAUCCAAGGAACCUCUCGCCCAACCAAGUAUGUCGUUAUGUGGGAUGACAACAAUAUUCCGUCCUAUGAGAUCCAUGAAAUGACUUAUCAGGACAAAUCUUUAUCCGAAGGAAUGCUAUUCACUUAA
Molecule: messenger RNA, 2760 nt
Organism: Caenorhabditis briggsae
Lineage: Eukaryota; Metazoa; Nematoda; Chromadorea; Rhabditida; Rhabditidae
Gene: Cbr-hpo-24
Product: Protein CBR-HPO-24
Exons: 7
Coding region: 1-2760 (919 amino acids)
Cellular component (GO): nucleosome
Molecular function (GO): RNA binding; structural constituent of chromatin; protein heterodimerization activity
Source: RefSeq, a predicted model, not a curated record